This is a messenger RNA of Penicillium brasilianum, 1560 nucleotides long. The record is from the annotation of a GenBank genome assembly. Lineage: Eukaryota; Fungi; Ascomycota; Eurotiomycetes; Eurotiales; Aspergillaceae.
AUGGGUUCGAAACCUUUCUUCGGCCUACAGGGCAAUGCACUGCUAAGAGCAGCCGUCAUGCUGGUAGUAUGUCCGACAUUUACUUGUUACGGAUACAACAUGAGUGUGGCCGGUGGUCUCUUGACGCUGUCGGCCUUCAACAAGCAAUUCCCUCAGAUGGACACUAUCAACACCACCGGUGCACAGAAGUCGGAGAAUUCACAAAUACAAGGCACCGUCAUUGCACUAUAUACGGUCGGCGGUAUUUUCGGUGCUCUUUCCUGCGUCUAUCUUGGUGAUGUCCUUGGCCGGCGUAAGGUCAUCUUCUUUACAAACCUUAUCUCAAUAAUUGGUGCCAUUCUGAUGGCGACAUCCUUCGACUUCGCUCAAUUCAUCGUUGCCCGUCUAAUACUUGGCCUCGGAACCGGAGGCUACGUGGCGACAGUGCCUGUUUGGCAAUCGGAACUUUCACCUGCCCACAAGCGAGGAUCCAAUGUCGUGACUGACGGUAUCUUCGUUGGUGUCGGUGUCACUCUCGCACUCUGGAUCGACUUUGGAUUCUACUUUGUGCAAGGUAGCUCCGUCUCAUGGCGGUUCCCUCUCGUGUUCCAGGUGGUUCUCUCCGCAACGGCCAUGAUUUUCAUUUAUAUGCUGCCCGAAUCACCUCGAUGGUUGGUCAAGACUGGCCAAAUCGAGCAGGCCCGUGAGGUUCUGGGAGCCUUACUCGAGGCCGAGUCCGACUCUGACACCGUCACCGAAAGCAUCAACUCUAUCGAAGCCUCUCUCGCCUACUGCGGAUCGGGCAAAUGGACCGAUAUGUUCACAAACGGAAAACAACGUCUCUUCCACCGUACCUAUCUCGCUGCUACUGGCCAAAUGUUCCAACAAAUGUGCGGUGUGAACCUUAUUACCUACUACGCUACCACGAUUUUCGAAGAAUAUCUCGGCAUGGACGCCGUACGGGCUCGAGUUCUCGCUGCCUGUAUGGGUUUGAUGCAGCCUAUGGGUGGCUUCCUUGCCUUUUACACCAUCGAUCGUCUCGGUCGCCGACCACUUAUGCUUUGGAGUGCCGGAGCCAUGUCUAUCUGCAUGGCUGGUCUUGCAGGCACGACAUCCACCAAGGAUAACACCACCGCCCUUGUCUUUGCCGUGAUCUUCCUCUACGCUUUCCAGUUCAUCUUCACCGUCGGCUACUCGGGUCUAACAUUCCUCUAUGCCGCCGAGAUGGCACCGCUCCAAAUUCGAGCUGCCGUCAGUGCAGUUUCGACCAGUACUGUCUGGGCUUUCAACUUCUUGCUCGCUCAGGUUACCCCCGUCGGAUUUUCGACUAUUUCAAACCGCUAUUAUAUUAUUUUCGCGGUGAUCAACGCUGUGAUCGUUCCAUCGGUCUACUUCUUCUUCCCUGAGACAAAGGGCCGCUCUUUGGAAGAGAUUGAUGAGAUCUUCGCGAAGUCGAAGAGUAUCUUUGAUCCGCCCCGUAUCGCCCGUGCCAUGCAAAAGGUGCAUGUUGGCGAAGUCCACUCUGAGAGUGGUGAGCAAAGUGGGUCGGAUGAUGUUCUCAAGAAGGAUGUCAAGUCAUGA